GAGGCCGGUCGGGUGGUCUCAACGGCAGGGCUGCGUUUUAGAUUAGGGACGCCUUGGACGUCUGUGGCUGACCUGUUGGCCUGGAAUGGACCAGCAGGACAAAGCGGCAACAGUGGUGAUGGCCUCGCGGCCGCAAGCAACACAACUUCAGGAGCCAGUGACUUUCCGAGAUGUGGCUGUGGACUUCACACAAGAGGAGUGGGGGCAGCUGGACCCUACCCAGAGGACUCUGUAUCGUGAUGUGAUGCUGGAGACCUUUGGGCACCUUCUCUCUGUGGGUCCUGAUCUUCCCAAACCUGCAGUUAUCUCCCAGCUGGAACAAGGUGCUGAGCUGUGGGUGGCAGACAGAGGAGGCUCCCGGGCCUGCCAUCCAGGCUGGAUUCUUGAACCUGAAGACCACACAUUGCUCAAGGACAAGGGCCUCCCAAAAAUGGAACCAUCCCCUAUUACAGAAAAGGAUGGGUUUGCAAAGGUUGUGCCUUGUUGUUCUAUGAUGGGAAUAGAUCAGGAAAGUGAUGGUCAGAGGCAGGCACUCAAGAAGGACCAGUGUAACUUAGGGCAGUUGAAUGACCCCAAAGAGAUACCAGUUCAGAGUCAAAGCUACAGAAGUCUUGGACUUGUGGAAACCUGUGUUCUUGGCUUAAAAACAGAUAUAUUACGAGAUAUUUCUGGAAGAGAGUAUGGCUGUACUUAUGGCUCACAAGUUAAAAAUUCAGAACAUAACCCAAGCUUAGUCAGUCAACAGACAGACUCCCCAACAACACAGCCCUUUGAUGACAAUGGCGGUCAAAAAGUCUUUGAUCAGAUUGUGCCCAUUACAGAACUCACAAAAAGUCAGGUGCAAGAUAAACCCUAUAAGUGUACUGAUUGUGGGAAGUCAUUUAACCAUAAUGCACAUCUCACGGUGCACAAGAGAAUUCAUACAGGAGAAAGACCUUACAUGUGCAAAGAGUGUGGGAAAGCCUUCAGCCAAAACUCCUCCCUUGUUCAACAUGAGCGAAUCCACACUGGAGACAAGCCUUAUAAGUGUGAUGAAUGUGGGAAAUCUUUUUGCCACAGUACACACCUUACAGUCCAUAGGAGAAUUCACACUGGAGAGAAACCCUACGAGUGUCAGGACUGUGGGAGGGCCUUCAAUCAGAAUUCGUCCCUAGGUCGCCACAAGCGGACUCACACUGGGGAGAAGCCUUAUACUUGCAGUGUUUGUGGGAAAUCCUUCUCCCGGACCACGUGCCUCUUCCUGCACCUGCGGACUCACACUGAGGAAAGGCCAUACGAGUGUAAUCACUGUGGAAAGGGCUUCAGGCACAGUUCCUCCCUGGCCCAGCAUCAGCGGAAGCACGCUGGUGAGAAACCCUAUGAGUGCCGACAGAGGCUGAUCUUUGAGCAGGCACCAGCUUUAACAAAGCACAAGUGGACAGAACCCCUCAGCUGUGACCCACCAUUGAGUCAAGGUGAAAGGACUCAACGGAGUGAGAGGCCCUUUAAGUGUAGUCAGUGUGGAAAGUGUUUCAUUCAGAGUUCUCACCUCAUCCGACAUCAGAUAACCCACAACAGAGAGGAAGAACCACUACGUGGACGUAGCCGAAGGUGGGAACAGCCCUGUAGACGGGGCUCAAGACUCAUUCGGAAUCCACACUCAAAUUCAAGAGAGCUCCCUGUAGCCCAGGCAAAGGCAGGACAAGCAGGCAGAGCUCUGGCCUUGUUUGACCUUCAUGAAAUUAUGCAGGAAAAAAACCCUGUGCAUGUUAUUGGGGUGGAAGAACCUUCAAUGGGCAAUUCCAUGCUGUUUGAUAUCAGAGAAUCUAGAUAGGAAGAUAAUUCCUUUUUUUUCCCCCUUGGUUUCUCUGUAUAGCCCAGGCUGUCCUGGAACUCACUCUGUAGACCAGGCUGGCCUCGAACUCAGAAAUCCACCUGCCUCUGCCUCCCUAGUGCUGAGAUUAAAGGCGUGCACCACUACCGCCCCGCUAGGAAGAUAAUUCUUUAGCUAACUUCUGAGUUACCAGGCACAAACAUUACAUCCACAUAGUGUAGGGGUGGCAAGAGAAGAUGGCAUAUCAGUAGUGACCUCUGACUGCAUAAGGAAAGUGGUGCCUCCCACACAGUUGAGGUUGGUGGUUCUCAAGUGUAUCAAAUUCAGUUCCUGUUUAACUUUGUUUUCUGAAACAAGGCCUCACUGGCCCAAGCUAGCCUCAAACUCAUUAUAUAUCCAAGGAUGACCUUGAAUUUUCUGAUCCUUCUGUCUUCAUUCACCUCCCUAAUUCUGGGAUCAUGGCUGUAUGCCACUAUACCCAGCAACAACAGACACCUUGAGAUAUCUUCUCCAUUAUCCCAAAAUGAGUUGACCAGUAAUAAAACCUCUGCGCAGGCAUAGUGUGGAAAUAA
Molecule: messenger RNA, 2385 nt
Organism: Grammomys surdaster
Lineage: Eukaryota; Metazoa; Chordata; Mammalia; Rodentia; Muridae
Gene: Znf8
Product: zinc finger protein 8
Exons: 4
Coding region: 86-1813 (575 amino acids)
Biological process (GO): regulation of transcription by RNA polymerase II
Molecular function (GO): RNA polymerase II cis-regulatory region sequence-specific DNA binding; DNA-binding transcription factor activity, RNA polymerase II-specific
Source: RefSeq, a predicted model, not a curated record